Molecule: messenger RNA, 2247 nt
Organism: Aureobasidium subglaciale EXF-2481
Lineage: Eukaryota; Fungi; Ascomycota; Dothideomycetes; Dothideales; Saccotheciaceae
Exons: 1
Coding region: 196-1944 (582 amino acids)
Biological process (GO): base-excision repair
Molecular function (GO): catalytic activity
Source: RefSeq, a predicted model, not a curated record
CAUAAUUUGUCUUGUUUCCGAAUUUUGGGAGCCAGAAGCCUCGAUUGCCUGAUCAAAACUCCUGCCCAAAAGGAACUUUGUCUGUCAAACAUUCUACGACCUGCUCUACUUGCCACUGCGACCCUCUGUCGCAACUGGCGAUCAAACACAUUCGCGCUUCUUCAAUUCCAGAAGACAAGCAAAACCUGCUUAAAUAUGGCACCUAGAAGAACACGCGCCAGCGCUGCUGCUGACAUCCAAGUCGAGUCCGGCGAAAAAGUCUCGAGUCCUUCAGCUGCACCUGCUGCUAAACGUCAGCCUCGCAAACAGGCUGCUGCUAAAUCACCCGAAGUCAAGGACGAAGCUGAUGUCGAUACGUCAGCAAAGCCUGCUGCUUCAAAGCCUACGCGAAAGCGUAAGGCUGCUGCUGUCACCAAGGAAGAAUCACCAGUCUUUGGUGAUGAACUUCCACACAAUCUUGGCUCUUUGCCUACCCCGGAGACUGACGAUGUCGAUGAAGCCAAAGAGGCUUCUCCUCCCAAGAAGAAAGCUAAGCGUGUCUCAAAAGCUAAGCAGGUGAAGGCUGAUCCGGAAGAAGUCGAUCAACUUGCAAAGAAAGCUGCGCAAGUUGCCUCGCCGGAUGCAGAAGUGAAGUCUGAGGUCAAGCAGGAAGCCGACUCUGCUGACAUCAAGACCGAGGUAAAGCCCAAGAAGAAGGCUACCAAGGGCAAGGCUUACAAACUUACUCCCGGUGAAACACCUUACCCUGACUAUGCUCACCCUACCACGGAGGAGUGCUACGAAGUCGAGCGCAUCCUCGCCAAGAAGCACGGCAAGGUCACAGCACCAAAGACAAUCCCAUUGCCAUCGCUGGAAGUUACUGGCUGCGGUGAGGUUCCUUCGGUCUUGGACGCUUUGAUCAGAACCAGACUCUCUGCUGCCACUACCGGCAAGAACUCUUCAAAUGCUUUUAAGGGUCUCGUUAAGACCUUUGGCACCCUCAAGGAAGGUGUGGGCAAAGGCAGUGUUGACUGGAACAAGGUUCGCCUUGCAUCUCAGCCCGAAGUCUUCGAGUCCAUCAAAAGCGGAGGCUUAGCCAACAACAAGAGCAAAGACAUCAAAGCCAUUCUGGAUAUGGUCUAUGAGGAGAACCAAACACGCUGCGCUGCCCUGAAGAAAGAAAUGGAGACCAAGUCUGAGGGUCCCGCUGGCUCGGAGAACGAACCUGUCAAGGAAAAGAACACUGAAAUCGAACGUGCCGAGUCUGGUGUCUUGUCUCUCGAUCAUCUUCAUCUGCUCUCCAACGAAGAAGCUUUCGACCGUAUGGUCAAGUUCCCUGGCAUCGGCCCCAAAACCGCAUCUUGCGUUCUGCUCUUCUGUCUGCAACGCCCGUCAUUCGCCGUCGACACUCACGUCUUCCGUCUCUGCCAAUACCUCGGCUGGGUACCGAAAGAAGUUCAAAAAGGUCAACCCCCCGUCGGUCGCGAAACCACCUUCGCCCACUGCGAAGCACGCGUCCCUGAUGACCUCAAAUACCCUCUCCAUCAACUUCUCAUCAAGCACGGCAAGGAGUGCCCGAGAUGUCGAGCUGCUACCAGCACUGGUAGCGAACGCUGGGAAGAAGGCUGCCCUAUCGAGCACCUGGUCUCACGUCAUGGUGCCAAGAAGGGUGAAGUCUCACCAGCCGGCAAGGCCGCUCCAAAGGGCAAGAGAGCCGCCGCUGCCAAGAAAGGCAAGGGGAAGAAGGUCGUCGACAGUGACAGCGAAGAGGCCGAGAGCAGUGGUCUCAGCGAUGCUGACAGUGACGUGUCACCUGCUGUAAAGGUCGCUCCGAAGCCCAAGAGAGCCGCUGCUGCCAAAAAGGGCAUGGGAAAGAAGAAGGUUGAAAGCGACAACGAGGAAGUCGAGAGUGAUGAUCUCAGCGAUGUUGCGAGCGAUGCUGAGAGCGAUGACGACUACGAGUAAGGCUUUGAGGAUUUCCACAACUCUUGCUCGCAGCAAUGGGAUUUUGCUGUUGCUGGCUCAGGGUAGCCAUGAUGGACUACUGGCUCGAUGGUGUUUGUCCAUGAAGAAAUGUCACAUUAUACGAAUGAUUUGUGUGUGUAUGUUGCUGUUUGAUCGAUAUUGGGGGCAAAAGGAGUCUUGCUAUUUCAUCUGGGAGGUUUUUCCUUUUCAGCGGGUUCUGAUGACGACUUUGCAUGAAAUUAGCUGUCAUGCUUAUACGAAUGUAUGCUAUUAGCUUGUAAUGAUGAAUCAAGACGAUUAUGC